AUGGCGUCCAAGUCUUCCAAGGUUGGCCACGGGCUGGCCAAGGUCCUCGCUAUCAACCUUGACGAGCGCCAGGCUUCGAAAGAUGCUGUCACCAGGGGCGAAUCGACCUAUUCAGUCAGUACGGCUGACACUUACAUUGAGGAAGAACCGAGAAGUAUCGACUGGCUUAGAGAACUCAUUCCUUCGGGCCCUGAAAUGGUGAGCUACGUCCGCAGUCUGUUCCCUUUCACCCACUGGAUUUUGCGGUACAAUGUCCAAUGGUUGAUUGGCGAUCUGGUUGCUGGUAUCACGGUCGGCGCUGUCGUUGUGCCGCAGGGCAUGGCCUACGCCAAACUCGCCGAGCUUCCUGUUGAAUAUGGUCUUUACUCCUCCUUCAUGGGGGUUCUGAUCUACUGGUUCUUUGCCACGUCCAAAGACAUCACCAUCGGACCCGUCGCUGUCAUGUCCACCAUCACUGGCAAUGUCGUCGACAAAGUGCUGGCAGAGCACCCCGAGGUUCCCGGCCACGUUGUUGCUUCGGCUCUAGCAAUCAUCGCCGGCGCAAUCAUCUGCUUUAUUGGGUUGAUCAGAUGUGGUUGGAUUGUGGAUUUUAUUCCGUUGACAGCCAUUUCCGCCUUCAUCACCGGGUCUGCCAUCAGCAUUGCGGCUGGUCAAGUGCCAAACCUGAUGGGUAUCAAGGUCAAAGGAUUCAAUACUCGCGACUCAACCUAUUUGGUUAUAAUCAACACCCUGAAGUAUCUCGGUCACUCCAAACUCGACGCCGCCAUUGGUUUGACGGCGCUGUUUCUCCUCUACCUCAUCCGAUUCACCUUCAACCGCUGUGCGAAGAAAUACCCCAACAGAGCCAAGCUGUUCUUUUUCCUCAACACGCUGCGAACUGCCUUUGUGCUCUGCCUGUACAUUCUGGUGAGCUACCUCGUCAACCGACAUCAUCGCAAGAAGCCCAAGUUUGCUAUCCUGGGCCAUGUGCCCCGAGGGUUCAAACACGCUGCAGUGCCGACAAUCGACACCAAAAUCAUCAGCUACUUUGCCGACCAACUCCCAGCAUCUGUCAUCGUCAUGCUCAUUGAGCACAUUGCCAUCUCCAAGUCAUUUGGCCGCAUCAACAAUUACACCAUCAAUCCCUCGCAGGAAUUGGUGGCCAUCGGUGUCACAAAUCUGCUCGGGCCUUUCUUGGGAGGAUAUCCCGCGACAGGGUCAUUCUCUCGGACUGCCAUCAAGUCGAAGGCUGGUGUGCGCACGCCUUUCGCUGGUGUCAUUACUGCGGUUGUAGUUCUCCUGGCCAUCUACGCUCUUCCAGCCAUGUUCUUUUACAUCCCGCAAGCUGGGCUGGCUGCCGUCAUCAUCCAUGCUGUGGGAGAUUUGAUCACGCCUCCCAACACUGUCUACCAAUUCUGGCGCGUGUCACCACUGGAAGUCAUCAUCUUCUUCGCAGGUGUGUUUGUGACCAUCUUCUCGUCCAUCGAGAACGGAAUCUACACCACCAUCUGUGUCUCUGCUGCUGUCCUUCUCUUCCGUGUAAUCAAAGCACGCGGUCAUUUCGUCGGAAAAGUCCAGAUUCAUUCGGUCGUUGGUGACCACCUGAUCGAAGACAAAUUCCAUGACAAGCCUCGCAUGCCCGAAGACGACCAGGCUACGCGAAAUAUCUUCCUUCCUUUGGACCACAACGAUGGCUCAAAUCCGUCCAUCCACGUCGAGUCUCCUUAUCCGGGGAUCUUUAUCUACCGAUUCAGCGAGGGUUUCAACUAUCCCAACGCGAAUCACUACACCGACUAUCUUGUCCGGUAUAUCUUUGAGCAUACGCGCCGGACCAAUCCUGACUCAUGGCCACGCCCUGGUGAUCGCCCAUGGAACAAUCCUGGCCCACGAAGGGGUAAGUCGGAGGAGGAUCGAUCUCACCUUCCAACGUUGAAAGCCAUCAUUUUGGACUUUUCGUCGGUCAACAACGUCGACGUCACCAGUGUUCAGACCCUGAUCGACGUGCGCAAUCAGCUCGAUCGGUAUGCUUCCCCAGAACCCGUCCAGUGGCACCUGGCCUGCAUCAACAACCGCUGGACGAAGCGAGCACUCGCUUCAGCUGGCUUCGGCUUCCCCACAGCCCCGACGGAAGAGCAACAUCGCUGGAAGCCCAUCUUCAGUGUUGCAGAAAUCGGUGGAGCGUCAUCGGCCGCCGCGGCUGCUGAAAACGAAGCGAAUCGACGACUGUCUCGUCUUCAUGACGAAGAACAUGGCGGUCCUCGACCACAUAGCAGCGGUAUCUCCAAGUCGGACGAUAUCACGCAAGCUCAGUACAAGGAUGACUCUACUACGAGUUCCAGCCAUGAUGGCGAUCUAUCGAAGCAGAUCAGCCAGAGUAAAGCCUAUGCCCGAAACUCAACCAAGAAGGUUGCUGUUGUCCACAGCUUGAAUAGACCUUUCUUCCACAUUGACUUGACGAGUGCAUUGCAGUCGGCCAUUGCAAAUGUGGAACAUCAAGAGCAGCUGAGAGCGGCCGAGGCGGAGCAUGUUGAUGAGAUUCCUAGCAAGAUAUAG
Messenger RNA from Fonsecaea nubica, 2532 nucleotides. RefSeq lists its product as hypothetical. Gene Ontology annotation, biological process: transmembrane transport. The transcript has a single exon. Gene Ontology annotation, cellular component: membrane. NCBI's taxonomy places the organism in Eukaryota, Fungi, Ascomycota, Eurotiomycetes, Chaetothyriales, Herpotrichiellaceae. The record is from RefSeq and is a predicted model, not a curated record. The coding region runs from base 1 to 2532 and encodes 843 amino acids. Gene Ontology annotation, molecular function: secondary active sulfate transmembrane transporter activity.